This is a messenger RNA of Fusarium venenatum, 1719 nucleotides long. RefSeq names its product WD40-repeat-containing domain protein. Gene Ontology annotation, cellular component: extrinsic component of membrane; phagophore assembly site membrane; cytosol. The record is from RefSeq and is a predicted model, not a curated record. NCBI's taxonomy places the organism in Eukaryota, Fungi, Ascomycota, Sordariomycetes, Hypocreales, Nectriaceae. Gene Ontology annotation, biological process: nucleophagy; protein lipidation; protein localization to phagophore assembly site. Gene Ontology annotation, molecular function: phosphatidylinositol-3,5-bisphosphate binding; protein binding; phosphatidylinositol-3-phosphate binding.
AUGAACGUACGACCACCCAUCGAUGUUUCAGGCUCCGAGGCUGUCUUGUCCGUUUCUUUCAACAAUGAUGCGAGUUGUUUCUCUGUCGGCCUUGAUUCCGGUAUUUGUGUCUUUCAUACCAAAUCCUGCCUUCUCAAAGCCUCAAGAGAUUUCAAUGCCGGCAUCGGCCUCGUUCAAAUGAUGGGCACGACUAAUUACCUGGCUCUAGUCGGCGGUGGCAGGUCGCCCAAGUUUGCAAUGAACAAAGCUAUAAUAUGGGACGAUAUGAAAGGCAAGGUUGCUCUAGAAAUCACGACUCUCACAGCAGUACGCGGUGUUCAACUGGGUAGGGAACGUAUCGCCGUUGUCUUGCAGAACAGCGUCCGGGUCUACUCCUUCACUAAACAUCCAGAUCUACUUCAUAUAUACGAAACUGCAGACAACCUUGCAGGCCUGUGCUGUCUGUCGGACAAGAAGCUCGCAUUUCCCGGUCGAACUGCUGGACAAAUACAACUCGUCGAGUUAGCGACUGGUAACGUCAGCAUUAUUCCAGCCCAUUCUUCUGCACUAAAGGCAAUUGCUUUGAGCCCGGAUGGCGAACUUCUAGCCAGCGCGAGCGAAAAGGGUACUCUCAUUCGUGUCUAUUCCACAAGCAACUGUGCAAAGCUUGCCGAGCUUCGCCGUGGUAUCGACCCUGCUACUAUCUUCUCCCUUGCCUUUUCUCACUGUGGUACUAUGCUCGCCUGCACUUCGGACAAAUCCACUCUACAUGUAUUCGAUGUACCUCAUCCGCGAAAGUCAGGGAUGAACCGAAGUCAACAGAUUGGUACUCCUGGAGCUGAUGCUGGAGAUGGAACGGGGAAGUGGGGUAUUCUUAGCAAGAUUCCUCUGAUGCCUCGAAUGUUUUCCGACGUUUACUCCUUCAGCUCGACGCAUUUCGAGGCUGGAGAUGAAGCUGCGAUAGGAGGGAUUCCUUUCUCGGAGAGCACUGUCCUAGGAACAUCCCGGCCACCAAAGGGUAUAAUUGGGUGGAUCGGUAAUGACAGUCUGGUGGUCAUAGGUGCAGGACACGACGCACGAUGGGAGAAGUUUGUUAUCAUAGAUGGCGAAGAUGGAAAGCGACAUUGCGUUAGGGAAGGAUGGAAACGGUACUUGGUAAACUGCUUUAAUCCUCACGACGUCUUGGCGAUCGACUUCUACUUCGUCGUUUUGGCCUUCUGUCAGGGUCUUCGUCUCUGCGCCGUUUAUGCCGCGACUCGUCAUCGUCGUCCCUAUGUCUUCGGUGCUCUCGGUCGCCAUCUCUUCUUCGAUCUCGAUCAUGGCCACGGUCCUCGUCAUCCUCUUUUCUUUCUCUCCGUCUGUCUUUGUCCCCUCUCCUCUCUCGGUCAUGGUCGUCGUCUCUAUGUCGACGUGAUUCUCUGUCUCGGUGGCGCUCCUCUCUGUCCGCAGGACUCUUAUGUCGUCUUGGCCUGUGAUGCCUAUCCUCUUCGUCCCCAUUUUUCCGUGACCGAUGCGACCGAUGGUGUCUGUGUUUGUCUUUGCGAUCCUUCUUAUCUGCUUUGCGCCGUGCUUCUUCGACUUCUUUCUUCUUCUCUUCGAUCAGGAACCCCUUCAUGGGAUCAUCGUCGUCGUGUUCUUGCAUCAAAAGCGCAAGUUCUCUCUCUUCAGGCAACAUCGGUCGCUGCACCUCUUCCUCUUCGCUGCUCUCAUCUUCUGACACAGCUUGACCUUCUCGCUUAA